UUUAAAUUCUAAAGUGCGUGUUUCGUGAGCCUAGCCAACCAUGGGCCGCCGUCGCUUUGCAAAGAAGGGCGAGGAUGUUCGCCACUUCAAGCUUGUGGCUCGCGCUGGUGCUGACGAUGACGACGACAAGCCCCCGCUCGUCUUGGAGCCCUAUGCGCCACCAGGUGUGGUAAGAAGGACUGGCAGGACAGAGGCAGAGCUGCUUUCUGUGCCAGAAAGCUUGCAGCACCUGGGGUCAGCCAUCUACCAGCCUGGCCAAGACGAGCCUGAGCCACCAAGGAGUGAUCCAAAAGAGGACGGAAAUCACGAGGACGGCGAGUGGGGUGAGUUGGACGGAGACUGCUACUUUCCUCCAGAUGGCUACAACUAUGAGCAGCAUUUGAAGAGCGUGAGUGGAACGAAGAAGGCGAAAAGUGUCGUGGGCGUCGUUUUGCAGGCCCCAGAGCCCAUCAAAGAGGAGGAAUUCCAAAAGCAGAUGGCAACAAAUGAGGAUGAGGAGGAGGUGCUCAGAGCUCUCGAGAACGAUGGUGAGUAUGAUGACCUUCAGGAAGACAUCAUUGCAGAGGUGGUUGAGGGCGGAGUUUUGGAGCCGGAGACCAUGUUGUGGGGCCCAGCCGCGCUUGACAGUGCAGCUCAUCCAGACAUGGCAAUUUUUGCCGAGCACAAGGCCUUGCUGGGAGCGAGACGGGGUUUGGAGGAUGACAGUGACUUUGAUGAUGGCUUGGACGAGCUUGAUGGAGGUGGUGCAAGCAAUGUCAAGCCCAGGGACGAGGUGCUGCGUCAGACAUUUGGCCUGUCCGCAUUUCACCGGUUUUGCGCUUGCGCUGAUUCAUCUCAUGAAAAGCAGGACUUUGAGCAGUUCCUCGCUGACCAAUACGCAGACGAUGAGAUAGGUGCUCGGGACGAGGAAGAAAUAGAAGGGAAUGUUGUUUUGGAUGAUGACGUGCUGGACGAGUAUUUGGACGAGAAGCAAGCAGAACGAGAGGAGCUGCUAUCGCUCUACGAACCUCAGAGAGGCUUCAAGGAUGAUGAGCCCCGGGUCAUUGCCGAGACCCGUGCAAUCAUUGAAAAGCAUUACUUGGAGGAGGAAAGCGAGGAAGACACCGAAUCAGGCGAAAGCGAAGACGAGUCAAACACGUGGGACUGCGAAAGUGUGCUGUCAACGCUGAGCAACCUCUCCAAUCGGCCAGGAAGAAUUGGUAAAGUCAAGAUCAUCAAGAAGCCGCCUGUGCUGAAGCCUGUGACGGAGUCCGCAGGUGAUGAGGAGGAGGGUGAGGAAUCUGAGGAGGAUGUAGUGGAAUUGCCUGAUGUGGUGACCACUCGGCCAAAGGAUGAGACACCGGAAGAGAAGAAAGCUAGAAAGGCAUCAGUCAAGGAGAUGAGGCGAAUAUGCAGGAAAAUGAAGAAGGAAAGCAAAGAGGUGUACAAAAGAGAGGCAGCAAAGCUGCCAGGCCAAGGUGGUGUCGAUAUAUGGCAGAAGACUCGGGCUGUCAAGUACUAGCUCUGCCUGUAGCACCGAAGCACCGGCGACAGAGGCGUGUUGUUAAUUUCCGUUUCCUGCAGAAGCAGCUCCCGGCUCCGCUUGCGUGGCAAUGCCAUCAGAUUGGCGCAGCUGUGCCCAUGUAUAUAGACGAUGCAAUUAGAGGUGCGAUGGCAGCCUCGUGUGAGUGCUUGCCAGUGCCUUUAGACCAUCCUAAAAUGCUCUGAAGUCAUUUGCCUCAUGUGCG
Molecule: messenger RNA, 1727 nt
Organism: Effrenium voratum
Lineage: Eukaryota; Dinophyceae; Suessiales; Symbiodiniaceae
Source: the annotation of a GenBank genome assembly